This is a messenger RNA of Puntigrus tetrazona (Sumatra barb), 622 nucleotides long. RefSeq names its product centrosomal protein 19 (gene cep19). The record is from RefSeq and is a predicted model, not a curated record. The transcript has 2 exons. Gene Ontology annotation, cellular component: centrosome; ciliary basal body; centriole. Gene Ontology annotation, biological process: microtubule anchoring at centrosome; trans-Golgi to periciliary membrane compartment transport. Bases 6 to 497 code for a protein of 163 amino acids. NCBI's taxonomy places the organism in Eukaryota, Metazoa, Chordata, Actinopteri, Cypriniformes, Cyprinidae.
CGAAAAUGUCCGUAGUGGCGAAGCGUUGCGGGGUCAAGUUCAGUCCUCCCUCCAUCGUCCUCAUAUACGAGAACGAAAACAGCAGCAAGACGAGGAAGAGAGUCAUCCCCGUGAGGAACUUCUCUCAGUAUUCAGACUGCGGCCGAGCGGCGGAGCGGCUGAAGCACCACGUCCGGCACGGCGCCUUCCUGGAGUCGGUGUCCCUGGCUCAGCUGGAAAGGCUUCACCUCGUCCUCCGGGAUCAUCUGAAGGGGGUGAGUCUGGAGGAGAGCCUCGCCGCCCGCCGGCCGCCGGACCCGGGCUCCGAGGACCUGAACAGGCUGAGCGACGGCGAGCUGAAGCGCAGGAAGGCCGACAUGGACCGGCUGUUCGAGCGCAACCGCAAGCGCAGGGAGGACCCGGGCUUCGUGUACGACCUGGAGGUGGACUUCCCGGAGAGCAGCGGGAGAGAGACGUGCAGCUGGGACGAGGAGGCGUCCGACGACGAGGGCUUUUAGGGCGUCUCGAGGAGCACCGUUUCACGAGCACUUUUUGUGUUUAGUGCAUCCGGUUGAUUCUUUUACUUACGAUAGAGGCGGAAAUGAUAACGCUUUUGUAUUUAAUAAAUGUAUAAAAUAAAUGU